Molecule: messenger RNA, 795 nt
Organism: Trichoderma asperellum CBS 433.97
Lineage: Eukaryota; Fungi; Ascomycota; Sordariomycetes; Hypocreales; Hypocreaceae
Source: RefSeq, a predicted model, not a curated record
UAGGCGGCAUCAUUUAGCCUCCCUGGUUACACCGUCGCCGGCCCUAUUCCCUAUUCCUACGGAAGGGUUGCUCGUUGCUACUGCGACUCGCCCUCCAUGGUUCGACGGUACGCAGUUCAUCUGCCGAGCACCCUGCCGCAGCGGCAGAUCUUGCGCAGGAGAGGCUUUCGGUUGUCAGGGCCAGGUUGCGACGGCGGGCUCUCCCCAAUUCAACUAAAGCUUCAAAAUACAGAUGCCACAUGCUAUGUACAGUGCAAGCAGCAUCUCCCUGCGAUACGAGCAGUGUCGCGAUGCCCAGGCCCAACUAGACUUACAGCUAACAAAAAAAAAAAAAAAAAAGAACAACAGAGCGAGGGGAAAAUACCGCGUGUUCAAGCGCCGGCUUUCUCUCUAACAACAGUAGGCGUUCUGCUAGAUGACACGAACAAUUCAGCUGCCCGAUCGAAGCCCACUUAUCCGCCAACCAUUGCUGCUCAGUGUCAUGUCUCUUUCGGCGAUGCUAUCGUAAAAAAAAGUUGGAGUUCGGCGUCCUGGCGGCGCUUCUUCCCUGGGGCGUGGCGUUUUCCAGCUAGCGGGCGAAGGCUUUUCUUUCGGUGUCCAGAUCGAAACAGGCUCUUUUUGGGGAGGGCCCACCUGAGAAUGCCCCGGCAAAGGUCUUGGGGAAGGGGGGAAUUCAUGAAACUAAAACUAGGCUUAGAAGUGCCGCCGAGUCGUACAAGGACGUGGCGAUAGGGAUAACAGCCCCCCCUUCGAGCGAGAUGAGCGAGAUGAAGCAGACGCAGGGCCUCCCCCCUU